This is a messenger RNA of Rhea pennata, 1953 nucleotides long. RefSeq names its product tripeptidyl peptidase 1 (gene TPP1). The transcript is spliced from 13 exons. Gene Ontology annotation, molecular function: serine-type endopeptidase activity; tripeptidyl-peptidase activity. The record is from RefSeq and is a predicted model, not a curated record. The coding region runs from base 88 to 1821 and encodes 577 amino acids. Gene Ontology annotation, biological process: central nervous system development; proteolysis. NCBI's taxonomy places the organism in Eukaryota, Metazoa, Chordata, Aves, Rheiformes, Rheidae.
UGGCGCCCGCCCCCCACGUGACCGCGGCAGCCUCGUCACGUGACGGGACUCACGCGGCCCCGCAGGAGACGGCGGCGCUCCGGCGGGAUGGCGCGGGGGCGCAGGGGGAUCCUGGCUGUGCUGGCACUGUGUGCAGCCAUCUGGAGCUGUGCCGUGGGUCUGGCCCUGGAGUGGGAUCAGCCAUUUCGGGUUCCUCCCGGCUGGGCCCCCGCUGGCCGCGUCAGCCCAGGCCAUGAAGUGCAGCUGACCCUUGCCCUCCGGCAGCAAGGCAAGGAACGCCUCGCCCAGCUUGUUGAUGCUGUCUCAGACCCCCGCUCGCUGCGCUAUGGCAGGUACCUGUCCCUGGAGCAGGUGCGGGACCUCAUCCAGCCAUCCCCAGCCACGCUCAUGGCUGUGCUGAAGUGGCUGCAGGGCCACGGUGUGGUGAACUGCAGGAGCGUGAGCACCCUUGAUUUCCUGGAGUGCAGCAUGCCUGCGAGCACGGCUGAGCACCUCCUGCCAGGGGCUGAGUUCCACCACUACGUGAAAGGCCAGCGCAGCAUUGUGCGCUCCCCGCUCCCGUACACCAUCCCCAAGGAGCUGGCUGAGCACAUCGACUUUGUGGGAGGUCUGCACAGGUUCCCUGCAGAGAGGAAGGUGGUCAGCAGAGCCUGGGCCAAGAAGGAAACUGAGCCAAGGCAGCACCAUGGAGGGAGAGUGGCUUUCCAUCUGGGUGUGACACCCUCCAUCAUUCGUAAAAGAUACAACAUGACAGGAGGAGACAUUGGGCUACUACCAAACAACAGCCAGGCCUGUGCCCAGUUCCUGGAGCAGUAUUUCCACCAGGCGGAUGUGGCUGAGUUUAUGCGGCUCUUUGGCAGCAGCUUUAGCCACCGCUCUCAGGUUGACCAUGUGGUUGGGCACCAGGGCUGGGGCAAGGCUGGGCUGGAGGCCAGUCUGGAUGUGGAAUACAUCAUGAGCACAGGAGCAAACAUCUCCACGUGGGUCUUCAGCAAUGCAGGGAGGCAUGAUAGCCAGGAACCUUUCCUGGCCUGGUUGCUGCUGCUCAGCAACAUGUCGUCGCUGCCCUCGGUGCAUUCUGUGAGCUAUGGGGAUGAUGAGGACAGCCUAUCACUAGCCUACCUGGAGCGUGUAAACGUGGAGUUCAUGAAGGCGGCUGCCCGGGGCCUGACUAUACUCUUUGCCUCAGGUGAUGAUGGCGCUGGCUGCAGAAGGGUGCCUGGUGGGAACCACACUUUCCGGCCCAGCUUUCCAGCCUCAAGCCCCUAUGUGACCACCGUAGGGGGCACGUCCUUCAAGAACCCCUUCCUGGUGACUGCGGAAGUGACAGACUACAUUAGUGGAGGGGGCUUCAGCAAUGUUUUCCCCAUGCCUGAUUACCAGACUGCUGCAGUGAGGCAUUUUCUGCGCUCAACCUCGAAGCUACCUCCCAGUUCCUACUACAACAGCAGUGGCCGUGCCUAUCCUGACCUGUCUGCUCUUUCUGACAAUUACUGGGUCGUUACAAACCGUAUCCCCCUGCCCUGGGUAUCAGGAACAUCGGCAUCCACACCAGUGGUAGGCGGCAUGGUGGCACUCAUCAACGACCGGCGCUUGCAGCAAGGGCUCUCGCCACUGGGCUUCCUCAACCCUGUUCUCUACCAGCUACAGGAGAAGGGGCAGGGUGCUGCAUUUUAUGAUGUCACGCAGGGCUGCCACCUCUCCUGCCUGGACGGCACCGUGCAGGGACAGGGCUUCUGCGCCGGCCCCGCCUGGGACCCGGUCACCGGCUGGGGCACCCCCAACUUCCCGCGGCUCCUGCGCGCCCUGCUGGUGCCCUGACGGGCCGCGCCGCACACCGGACACUGCCGCUUCCGGGAGGGGGCGGGGCUUGGGCCGGGUUCCGGGCGCGCACCGCCCGCGCCUGUUCGUCCCGUGGCGCCGCGGCGCCAGUAAUAAAGGCGCGGCGCGGCC